Molecule: messenger RNA, 1711 nt
Organism: Trichomycterus rosablanca
Lineage: Eukaryota; Metazoa; Chordata; Actinopteri; Siluriformes; Trichomycteridae
Gene: chmp7
Product: charged multivesicular body protein 7
Exons: 11
Coding region: 162-1496 (444 amino acids)
Biological process (GO): vesicle budding from membrane; late endosome to vacuole transport via multivesicular body sorting pathway
Cellular component (GO): ESCRT III complex; multivesicular body
Source: RefSeq, a predicted model, not a curated record
CGACAGCAAGCGUUUCGUUUUGGAUGUUUGGGUGACGCUGCUGUUUGGAUUUUGUUUUAUAAAGCAAAAAAUGUCUGUCAGAUUAUUGGAAAUGUAUGUUAUGAGGAAGACAGCUUAGCUCAACUGCUAAAUCCUGUUCAAAACGUUUAAAACUAAGCGCAAUGCCAGUUUUACUACAAAAGAAAGAUGCCAUGUCCUCCCCCCUCACUUUCCCCCCAGACUGGGAAGAUAACGAGCGAAUGGCCUUUCUGUUCUCGGCCUUCAAAGAGAACCGAGAGGUGGAUCCGACCGACUGGGAUAGCAAGAUGAACUUCUGGACACCUCUGGUAGUGGACAGCUGCAGACGCUGUGGAUCUGUGUGUGUGAGCUUGAAGGAAUUAAAUGAAAGUUUUCAGCGAAAGGGGAGCGUCCCUUUGGGGCUGGGGACUGUCCUUCAGAGCAUGAUCAGGAGUGGAAAGGUGCAGAAAGAGUCUGACUUUGCUGCCAGUGUUGAUUCUGGCUGGUUGUCUUGGGGAGUCGGGCUGUUGCUGGUUAGGCCUCUGAAGUGGACGCUGUCAGCUCUACUGGGAAGUGGAAGAGUUCCUCUUGAGGAGUCGUUUGUGGUGAUUGAUUUAGUUAAAGAAAAAGCUGCAGCAUUGUUGGCUGCGUAUCGGACCUCUCCUCUUGCGACCCGGACUCUACUAUCAUUUCAGGAGCUGCGUUCUUUCUCCACUCACAUCUGUCCUGAUGAAACCACUCUGUGUCUGGCUCUACUCCAGCUCCAGAGGGAGAAACAUGUGACCGUCUUGCUCCAUGAAGGAGAAAAGCUGGUGAAGUUUAGUCAGGCAGGACAGGGACGUGUGUCUCCGCUCAGUGAGGUGGAUCUGGGUAUUUACCAGCUCCAGCGCAGUGAACAGUUACUGGAGGAGAGAGUGGAGGCCCUGGGUCAGGAGGCAGAAAAAUGUAAAGAUCAAGCAAGAGUUCUACUAAAAGAGGGGAAGAAAUCACAGGCAUUGAGGUGUUUAAGGGGAAAAAAGCGAGUGGAAGGGAAAGCAGACAGACUGUACGCUCAGCUUGAGACUGUAAAAGGAAUCCUGGACAGGAUAGCAAACUCACAGACUGACCACCUGGUGAUGCAGGCAUAUCAGGCAGGUGUAGCAGCUCUGAGGAUUUCACUUAAGGGCAUAACAGUUGAGAGAGCUGAGAACCUUGUGGAUCAGAUUCAGGAGCUGUGUGAUACUCAAGAUGAAGUUAAUCAGACUCUGGCUGGAGGAGCGCUGGACUCAACUGUAGGAGAAUCAGAAGAGCUGGAGGAGGAGCUGGAGUCUUUAUUGAAAGAGAGUGUUCAAGACACAAGUAUAACACUUCCAGAUGUUCCAACCCAGCCUGUGUCAACUAAAGAAGCUGGUGUCCUGGAUGAUGCAUUCUUCCGUUCUCUCCCCUCUGUGCCUAACACUAACAUCACUGAUGAGGAGCUAGAGAGAGAGCUGAGUCGACUGGCCUUGAAUCCAGCAUAAGGAAUGGUUAUCCUGACAGCACACUGGCAUCUGUUGGCACAAAUAGCCUGAUUGCUGUCUACACAAAAUGCAUUUCUAUAGACUUCAUUUAAUGUUUGGCCUUUUGGUUUAUGUUUGUAAUGGCAUGUUUCGUUUUCUUUUAAAAGAAAGUUUUAAGUGUGGCCUUUGAAGAAAUAUGUAUUCUAAUAAAAACAAUUAUUAUGUUUAACAAGUCA